Setaria italica (foxtail millet) is the source of this 1557-nucleotide messenger RNA. RefSeq names its product FBD-associated F-box protein At5g56370. The transcript has 3 exons. Gene Ontology annotation, molecular function: protein binding. Bases 1 to 1557 code for a protein of 518 amino acids. NCBI's taxonomy places the organism in Eukaryota, Viridiplantae, Streptophyta, Magnoliopsida, Poales, Poaceae. The record is from RefSeq and is a predicted model, not a curated record.
AUGGCCAACCAGAACCAGGAGUUCGUCCACAUCGACGACCGCACGGCGGCCGACAUGCGGCGCAAGGGCUUUGACCCGCACGAGAUGGAGCAGAGCACGCAGAUGAUCCUCUACUACCUCUACACCUCGCUCCCCGCCCCGCCCGUCUCGGCUGCCUCCCGCCUCUCCGCCCUCCGCGCCCCCUCCGAUGUCGUCGACCGCAUCAGCCAGCUCCCCUUCGCGCUCCUCCGCGACAUCGUCUCCCGCCUCCCCGUCAAGGACGCCAUGCGCACCGCCGCGAUCUCCCGCCGCUGGCGCCCCGUCUGGCGCUGCUCGCCGCUCGUCUUCGCCGACGCCCACCUCAUCCCCGGCGCCAUCGAGGGCCGCCGCCAGCCCGUGCGCGCCGACACCCCGGGCCUCGUCCCGGCGGUCACCCGCGUCCUCGCCGCGCACCCGGGCCCCUUCCGCUCCGUCCACCUCGUAUGCGGUUACAUGGACGCGCACCAACGGCAGCUCGCGCGCUGGAUCCAGACUCUCAUCGACAAGGGCGUCAGCGAGCUUGUCCUCGUCAACCGCCCGUGGCCGCUCGAGGUGCCGCUCCCGGCCGCGCUCUUCGGCAUCUCCACCCUCACCCGCCUCUACCUCGGCAUCUGGAAGUUCCCGGACACGUCCGGCCUCCGGCGCGGCGCCGGCGCCGAAGCCACGUUUCCGCACCUCCGCGACCUCGUCCUCAGCGCCGUCCUCAUCGAGAACCGCGACCUGGACUUCGUCCUCGCCGGGAGCCCCGCCCUGGAGACGCUGGGCAUACAGGGGAACAAGAACGGGGUUCGCCUCCGCCUUGUCGGCCAGCACAUCCGGUGUGUGCAAAUCUGCAUGUGCUAUGUGGAGAGUAUCGCCGUGGUGGACACCCCAAACCUCGAGCGACUCUUAGUGUGGGGAUCCAUGACGCGCGGGGGCUCUUGCAUCAGGGUCAAGAUCGGCAAUGCUCCCAAGCUGAGCUUACUGGGAUACUUGGAGCCUGGAAUUCACAUGCUGGAGAUCCGCAACACUGUCAUCACUGCUGGUGUAAGGGCAAGCCCAAGCACCAUGGCCCCUAGCGUGAAGAUCCUGGGCUUACAUGUGCGUUUUGGAGUCCGCAAUGAUGUCAAGAUGUUGCCCAUCUUCCUCAAAUGCUUUCCCAAUGUUGAGACGCUGCACAUUAUGUCUGCAAAAACUGAUGAAGUCACUGGCAAGCUCAACCUCAAGUUCUGGCAGGAGGUUGGUCACAUUGAGAGCAUCAGGUCUUGCAUCAAGGCGAUGACUUUCCGUGAGUUCCAAGGUGUGCGAAGUGAGGUUGCUUUCCUCAAGUUUGUCUUCCAGAGUGCCCAGGCUCUGAAGAAAGCAGUAAUUGUAUCAGCCAAAGGAAGUUUCACAUCCAUUGGUGAGGCGAUUUCCAAAGUGCGUAGUCUGACUCCUGAUAAUUGGGCUAGUAACUGUUCAGUGUUUGUCUACGAGGGUUCAGGUCCUGAAGGGGGUGGGCUUUGGAACUUCAGAAAAGGGUGUGAUUUUUCUGUUAGUGAUCCUUUUGCAUACCACUGA